Arabidopsis thaliana (thale cress) is the source of this 839-nucleotide messenger RNA. RefSeq lists its product as uncharacterized. NCBI's taxonomy places the organism in Eukaryota, Viridiplantae, Streptophyta, Magnoliopsida, Brassicales, Brassicaceae. The record is from RefSeq and is marked reviewed. The coding region runs from base 429 to 839 and encodes 136 amino acids. Gene Ontology annotation, cellular component: mitochondrion. The transcript has a single exon.
CUUUGAUAGAACGGAGAUGGUAAUUAGGCUGCUGGUAGUACAACUAGGCUCUUUCUUUGCAAGAUUCUCAGCAUCUACGGGGAGAAUGUCCCAAAGCCCCUUUUCUCCAAUUGCAAUUCCAGAGGGAUAUCCUUUUAGACGCUCUCCCGGCAUUAGCGGAAUAAGAGCAGUGGGACUUGAGCUAGUGAGAUAGAUUCACUUUCACUAUUUGAAUGCCCCUCUUCGAUUUCGAUGAGCAGAGGAUUUUCGGACAUUAGCUUUAGCAGACCAUUUGCGGCAUAUACUACUAUUUCCAUGAAGACUAUAACUGAAGACUUACUUUCUUAUUAAUAAACUUACACUAGGAAUAGCCCCGAGAACCCAUAGUUGCCCGCUACGCCCCUUCUGCUACUUUCUUUCUAGGUCCAAUAGGCUCUUUGUCGGUCUUGAUGCCGAGAACUGAGUUAAUCCUAAAUGCAGCCGUGAUCUUAUAUACGAUGAUACCACCAGACGCGCAUUCCUUGGGAUCAGAAGGAAGAGUUGUCAACGGGAACUGGCGAGACACUUCUGACGUUAAAGAAGGAAGUCUUCCCCGGGAGGUAACUAAACAAGUUAAUGGAAGUCUGUCUUCCCGAACUAAGCAAGUUAAUGAGUUCAGCAAGCACACAAGGUUUCUUGUAGACAUAAGUUUCAGUUGUUGUUCCCUAAUAAAUAGAUCUCUUUGGGAAUCAGCACAGAAAGAUGAGCUUAGUGAUUCCUUCGGGAAAGCACUUACAACAAAGCCAGAAUGUUUAGCUGUGAGAGAAACCCCUAGGAACUUUAGAAGAAAUCUGUGCUUAGUGAUUCCUUCUUUGAAUUGA